Molecule: messenger RNA, 1207 nt
Organism: Paramecium pentaurelia
Lineage: Eukaryota; Ciliophora; Oligohymenophorea; Peniculida; Parameciidae
Source: the annotation of a GenBank genome assembly
AUGAGUGAUUUAAUCUCUAAAGCUAUAUCAAAUUUCUAAGACAAAAUAACUGAAUAUUACCUUCCCAUAAUAAAUCCUAAUUCUUUUGAAUCUAGAGAACCCAAUAAGAAAGUUUAAUUGAAUAAAACAAGCAAAUCUAAAUCGUAACAUAUAAUGUAAAAAAUAAUUGCAACAUCAUCAAACCAUUCCCCUCCAAAUACAGGGACUACUUAAUAGUAUUCUUUUGGAUAGAGUAAUCAACCUAAAGAUAAUGAUUCUAUCUAACCAUCUAGUUUAAUGAAUAAAACCAUUGAUUAAAAAGAAUCUUAGAAUGAUAUGAUUAACAUAAAUUAGUUAAUUCAAUAAAAAAAAAAAGAACUAAAUGCUGAAAAGAAUUAUUUUCUUAAAGAAAUAACUAGAAUUAGAUGUAAUUAACUCUUUCAUUAUUAGAAAAUUUCGAAAUGAAAGCAAAAAUUAGGAAUAAAUUUCAAAAAGAAAGAAAAUCUACCACUUCUUCAUAAGAUAAAUAUGAAAAAUGUUGGGAUGAGACCUUAAAAGAAAUAAAUAAAGAUUCUAAAGAAUUUUAUUAAUUAAUUGAAUAAUCAAACUAAGAUAAGCAAUAAUAAUUUAAAAGAAUUUAAAAAUCAAAACCUCUAAGAAGUCAAGUAAUCUUAUCUUUUUAUUAUUUUAGAUAUUUUCUAAAAUUAGAGAAUAAGAGAAUCAAUAUUUCAAAUAACGUUCUGGAUCUAUCAUAAAAUUAAUGAAAUAAAGAUAAAUACAAGUAGUAGAUGAAGUUUCUGCAUAAAUUGAAUAAGUUUAAUUAUUAAAAAAAGAAUAAUAAUAUUAAAGAUCCAAAGAAAGAGAAGAAGGUAAACAAGAAAUCAUUAAAUCUUUAAAGUUUAAAGAAUAAGGAAAAUUACUUAAAUUAUUAUAGAAUAAGUCAUCAAAUCGUCAUCUUUAACUUUCUAGAAAAAGCAUUGAAAAAUCAGAUGAUGUUACUAAUUCAUUUUCAAAAAGAAAUAAAAUAAGAUCAAUAAGUUUUAAUUGUGCAUUACCUACUAUUGAUUUAAAAUAAGAUGAAGGAUUAAUUUAAAUGAUAGUUUAGUAAUAAAAUUAAAUCAACCAAAAAUUUAUAGAUAAACCUCAGUUUAAUAGGAAAAAUUUGAUUGGUAAUCAAAUUAAUGGUAACCCCUAUUCGGACUUAUCAAAACUAAUUAGAUAUUCAUGA